AUGGAACAGCAAGAGAAAGGGACUGGGCCCGAGGGGAACAACCUGUCCCCGCCAUCACCCGGGACUGAGCCGUGCCCCCCUGCACCUUUCCCAGCCUUGCCACCUUUCCCCCUGGGCACCCCAGAUCCAGCCCACCUGGGGCUCCCUGAGAGCUUGGCCUCUGUCACUGUCCCCAUCCGUCUGGACGCCCUCUCCUACCUCCUGCACAGCGCCCUGCUGGGGGCCUACACCCUUCAACAGUCCUUGCCCUCCUGCCCCUGCAACCCCCAGGCAUGCUGCACCCCCCAGGCAAGCUACACCCAGCCAGGCAUGGCCACAAGGCCACCCAGGGGACGCGGGGGCUGGGGCGUCCAGCGCAGGCCAGGCCGGGGCCAGGUCCAGCAGCGAUGGCAACCUGGAAGGGCUGAGAGGGGCUGGCCGCGGGGGUCUGGGGCUGGCCCCAAGACUCCACUGACGAUGCCAACAUCACCACCAACUCUGCCUGGUCAGGAUGGGAAGAAGGAAGCCCGAGGUCAGGAGCCACCCCAGGACACACCGCCUGCUGCAGCAGAAGACUGGGAGGCAGAGUACUAG
This is a messenger RNA of Neogale vison (American mink), 573 nucleotides long. RefSeq names its product chromosome 7 C19orf84 homolog (gene C7H19orf84). The record is from RefSeq and is a predicted model, not a curated record. The transcript has 2 exons. The coding region runs from base 1 to 573 and encodes 190 amino acids. NCBI's taxonomy places the organism in Eukaryota, Metazoa, Chordata, Mammalia, Carnivora, Mustelidae.